AUGAGCCAAUGGAAGUUUUGGUUGAUAUGGAGCCUCGUCGGUGGAAUUCCCCUUGGACCUGAUGCAAUGAAAGUUUUGGUUGAUAUUCUAAUAAAACCAGAUGCUUUUUUGUGGAGGCCUACUAUUAAUAUGAGCCUUAUUCAACACGCUCAGGAUAAGAUAAUAGCUUGGCCUGCUGAGAGCGUUAUUUUGCAAGUUCAGCAAGAGUCUAAUGAACGAGACAACGUAUCUCCUAAUUCGAGUAACUCAAGGAACAAAUGCAAAUUGAUUGAUUGGAGGAGAGGGAAAGAUGAAUUGGUUGCAGAAGGUCGUUUACAUUCGGAUGACCCAAAUGCAUUAAUAAAUGAUAUUCCUCUUGGGCCAAACGCCAUGAUAGUUUGGGUGGAUGUUCCAAAAAGUCCUGAAGCAUGUUUAUGGCGGCCUACAUCACAUAUGUCACUUAUCACACAUGCAAUCAACUCUACAAUAGCUUGGCCUGCGGAUAAAGUCAUAAUGGAAUCGAAUUCAGAAAGCGAAGGAAAUACACUACAAGAAAAAGUAGCUUCAGGGACCAACAUUUGUGGUUGGUAA
Erythranthe guttata (spotted monkey flower) is the source of this 570-nucleotide messenger RNA. The record is from RefSeq and is a predicted model, not a curated record. Lineage: Eukaryota; Viridiplantae; Streptophyta; Magnoliopsida; Lamiales; Phrymaceae.